UCCAUCCUGAGCCACCCAAGGGUAAGGCUGUGGGGUAUGGGUAGAAUACUCCAUUGUGUUCAGCUUGAACCUCAAAGGCCUCUAGUUCCACAUGGACAUUUGAGAACUGGGUCUGAGGCUUAGGGCAACAAGAGAAGGCAGAGAAAACGGUGGAUACAGCAACCAACUCCAGCCCUGUAGAUGGAAGAAGCCAUCAAGGAGGAACAAGAGCUGGGAAGGCUUCCCAUAAGCAAAGGGGAUGGUAACUGUGAGGCUUGCUGACAGCCUGGAGGGUCCAUAAGUGAGGGACUCAAGUGAGUCUGACACUAUGCACUAGCUCCUCUCUUAGCCGGGCCCCGCCCCAGCCCAGGUCAUAAUGGACUCCUCUGAGGAUGGUGGGGUAAGUGAGGUUGAGACUGGGACCUGGCUGCCAGGCUGGCCUGGGCACAACAGGAAGCAUCAUGACUUAAGUGGCUCUACCCAAAGAGGUCCUGGGCAUCUCCAGGGCCGCUCCUGCAGCUGGCCUGGCCCUGUCCACAGGUGCACCAACCGUGAUGCAGCAGCCACGAGUGGAGACGGAUAUCAUCGGGGCUGGCGAGGGGCCCCAGCGGGCAGUGCCCUGGUCAGCCUGGGUCACCCGCCAGGAGUGGGUGCGCUGGUGGGCAUGCCACCUGCCCCGGAGCUGGUCCCAGUGGUGGAACACAUCAGGCUGGCGGCAACCACUACAGCGCAUGCUAUGGGGUCUGGAGGGGACACUCUACCUGCUGCUGGCGCUGAUGCUGUGUCAUGCACUCUUCACCACUGGCUCCCACCUGCUGAGCUCCCUGUGGCCUGUGGUGGCUGCCAUGUGGAGCCACCUGCUGCCAGCUCUCCUGCUGCUGGUUCUCAGUGCCCUGCCUGCUCUGCUCUUCGCUGCCUCCUUCCUGCUGCUCUUCUCCACACUGCUGAGCCUCGUGGGCCUCCUUACCUCCAUGACUCACCCAGGCUAUGCUCAGGACUUGGACCAAUAGAAGGGCAACCCCAUCUUACUGCCUGUGUCUGUUGAGCCCUAGACUAGGGCCUGAGCCCUGUGGGGGGGAGGGCAGUGGAGCCUCAACAGACCUCAGACCCCCAAUCACAAGUACAGGUGGAGGCCUGGCUUCUGGGCUAUCGACCUUAAACCCAUGAUGGUGUUGGGGACAGGACAAAUGGUGUAACCCAGGACAAGAGGUCAAGCCACCGAGAACACCCACAUGGAUGUGGUAGCAUCACUUGGUCUCCCGAGCAGCAUCUUUGUGUCACACCACCUCAGCCCUCCCUGCUUCAGGCUUCCUGAGUUUCCACUCACAUACCCCUGGACUUGUCACGGAUCCUCUCUACUUCCAGGAGGAGCACAGACUCUGGAAUGGGCCUUACUGAAAGAAAGAUAGAAGGUCCUGGUCCAAAACCCUGGGGACUCACCUCACUCACCUACCAGAAAUGGGGUCAAUCAUCAUAGUGAGUUUCGUGUG
This is a messenger RNA of Peromyscus leucopus (white-footed mouse), 1469 nucleotides long. It is a transcript of the gene Tmem239, whose product is annotated as transmembrane protein 239. The transcript has 2 exons. The coding region runs from base 534 to 989 and encodes 151 amino acids. NCBI's taxonomy places the organism in Eukaryota, Metazoa, Chordata, Mammalia, Rodentia, Cricetidae. The record is from RefSeq and is a predicted model, not a curated record.